AUGUCUUUCAACCUUGUAGCAAUAGUUUCUAUGUUUGUAACAUUAGUAGUAGUAGUAGCAAGUGAAGAUAGCAAUGUCAGUUUCAUCUAUAAUGGAUUCAAAUCAUCAAAUUUGUAUCUUGAUGGUGUUGCUGAAUUAACCUCCAAUGGAUUACUUAGAUUAACCAAUGAUACCAAACAAGAAAAGGGUCAUGCUUUCUAUCCAAAUCCUAUAGUUUUCAACAAUGGAAGUGGUAGUGUGUUUUCUUUCUCAACUACUUUUGUUUUUGCUAUAAGAUCAGAGUUUAAAACUCUUAGUGGUCAUGGAAUUGUUUUUGUUGUUUCUCCAACAAAAGGGUUACCGAAUUCGCUACCAAGUCAGUACCUUGGCUUGUUCAAUGAAACAAACAAGGGAAACAACAAUAGCCAUGUUUUUGGUUUAGAGCUUGAUACAAUUUUGAAUACUGAGUUUGAUGAUAUCAAUGACAACCAUGUUGGAAUUGAUAUCAAUGGAUUGAGAUCAGAAAAAUCAGCUUCGGCGGGAUUUUAUGAGAUAGGUGGUAAUGAGUUCAAGAAUUUGAGCCUUUUUAGUGGCUUAACAAUGCAAGUUUGGUUGGAAUAUGAUGGUGGAAAGAAGAAGAUUGAUGUUACUUUAGCUCCAACUAAUGUUGUUAAACCAGAAAAACCUUUGUUGUCAUUGAACAAAGAUCUUUCUUCUGUUAUUAACAAUAGUACUAUGUAUGUUGGAUUCUCAUCUUCAACAGGUUCAAUUCUAACUUCUCAUUAUGUUCUUGGUUGGAGUUUUAAGGUUAAUGGUCAAGCUCAAAGCCUUGUGAUUUCUGAACUUCCAAAGCUACCAUCUUUAGAAGGAAAAAAAGAUUCUAAGUUAGUUUUCUCAAUUGGGUUGCCUUUGAUUUCACUAUGUUUGAUUCUAAUGGUAGCUAUAGCAAUGUUUCAUUUCAUCAAAAGGAAGAAAAUGUUCUCUGAGCUUCAUGAAGAUUGGGAGAAAGACUAUGGAACUCAAAGAUUCAAGUACAAAGAUCUAUACUUUGCAACAAAGGGUUUCAAGGAGAAGGAGCUAUUAGGAACAGGUGGAUUUGGUAGAGUCUACAAAGGUGUGAUGCCAAUUUCAAAGCUUGAGGUAGCUGUGAAGAGAGUUUCUCAUGAAUCAAGACAAGGGAUGAAGGAAUUCGUGGCGGAGAUUGUUAGUAUCGGUCGUCUUCGUCAUAGAAAUCUCGUUCCGCUUCUCGGCUAUUGCAGGCGAAAAGGCGAGUUACUUCUUGUCUAUGAUUACAUGCAAAAUGGAAGCUUAGACAAAUACUUACACAACAGAAAACAAAGAUUUACCUUAAAUUGGAGUCAAAGGUUUAGAAUCAUCAAAGGUGUUGCUUCCGGUUUGUUUUAUUUACAUGAAGAAUGGGAACAAGUUGUUGUUCAUAGAGAUAUUAAAGCUAGUAAUGUUUUAUUAGAUGGUGAAUUGAAUGGAAGAUUAGGUGAUUUUGGUCUUUCAAGACUAUAUGAUCAUGGAACUGAUCCUCAAACAACACAUGUUGUUGGAACACUUGGCUAUUUAGCACCUGAGCAUACAAGAACAGGUAAAGCUACUACAAGUUCUGAUGUGUAUUCUUUUGGUGCUUUCUUGCUUGAGGUUGUUUGUGGUAAAAGGCCUAUUGAACAAAUAAGAGAAUGUGAGAGUUUGAUUUUGGUUGAUUAUGUUUAUGAUUGUUGGAAAAGAGGUGAGAUUGUUGAGGCUAGAGAUGUAAAUUUAGGGGUGGAUUAUGUGGUUGAAGAAGUUGAAUUGGUUUUGAAACUUGGUUUGUUGUGUUCACAUUGUGAGGCAUUGGCUAGGCCAAGUAUGAGACAAGUUUUGAGGUAUUUGGAGAGGGAUUUGGCACUUCCUGAUUUGUCUUUUCUUAGUUUGUCUUCAAUGGGAGUGACUUCUGGACAAUGUGAAAAUUUUCAAGAUUUUGGUAUGUCUUAUGCUUCUUCUUCUAUGGAUAGACCUUUCUCUCAUACUUCUUCAAUUGCUGAAUCACUUCUUUCUGGUGGUCGUUAG
Molecule: messenger RNA, 2034 nt
Organism: Lathyrus sativus (Indian pea)
Lineage: Eukaryota; Viridiplantae; Streptophyta; Magnoliopsida; Fabales; Fabaceae
Source: the annotation of a GenBank genome assembly